Messenger RNA from Dichomitus squalens LYAD-421 SS1, 1368 nucleotides. RefSeq lists its product as uncharacterized. The transcript has 7 exons. Gene Ontology annotation, biological process: positive regulation of mitochondrial translation. The record is from RefSeq and is a predicted model, not a curated record. The coding region runs from base 32 to 1216 and encodes 394 amino acids. NCBI's taxonomy places the organism in Eukaryota, Fungi, Basidiomycota, Agaricomycetes, Polyporales, Polyporaceae.
UGCUCAUUCUCGGUCACCACCACCAGUCGCCAUGAUUUCUCUGAAACUGGUGCACCGACAGCUCCGGCCUAGCUUCUCGACGACACCCCGUUGCUGGCAAUGGAGGCAGUCGGCGAACGCGACCGCGCAUCCCAUCCAGGUCCUCCGUCGCAGCUUCUCGGAGAUCACUCGCCCACCGCCAGAAGCUCCCAAACCUAAGCCGAAAGCGUCCACAGCCCUUCGCCGUGCCGCGUCAGCGUCGCUUCCCAUUCGUUCGAACCCGACUCCUACGCGUGGUGACAUCCAGCCCAUCUUCACGUAUGCCACUGCGGAGCGGUACCUCAUGCCUAACCUGCGCGCUGCGUUGCCGAAGGACUCGACGCUCCUGCACGAUUCAUGGUGGGUGCCGCGCUGGAAGGAUGAGAAGAGCGGGAAGGAGGGCGAGGUUUUCGUGUUUGGAAACGGGAGCUUUGUCUCCUGGGGCCUGAGCGAGGACGAGGCGGUACGGUUCGCAGACGCAGUCAUUGCGCGGUCGUCGGCCGAGGUAGCCCGGCUGAAGGAGCCCGAGACAGAGGACCUAGAGUUCGUUACGGACCCGGAAGAGGACACUCGACUACAGGGAGACAUCAUCAUCUUGGGUCGCACUCUACCAUUGAGCAACGAAGAAUCCCUACCCGUCGACCUGCCUCCCUCAAUCCUUCCACGCGAGACGGUGCUGGCGCGGUAUGCGUUCUCUCAGGCGUUGUCUCGGUCGACCGCUCUGUCUGGUUUGGAGACGUCGUUGGAGCACUACCUUUCCUCCAUAGCAUUGCUUCCUCACGCCUUGCAAAAGACUGGGAAGCCCGGCUUGGGACGGAGGGCUCUCGUCAUGAAGCUGGGAGAACUCUUGAGGUUCCGACAGGGUCUCAACCUCAAUCGGGAGAACUUUUCAGAUACUCCAGACUUCUACUGGUCGGAACCGGUGCUUGAAGGGUACUUCAACACUUUGAGCAAUGCGCUCGACAUGAAGACGCGUAUUCGCUCUGUGAAUGAUAAGAUCACCUACGCUGCCGAGAUGCAAUCCGUGCUGAGAGAAUUGCUAACGGAGACAUCCGCACAUCGCAUGGAACUGAUCAUCAUUGCUCUUAUUGCAGUCGAGGUCGUCAUUUGCCUCAUCCGUGACGGGCCCGAGAUGUGGCACAUGAUCUUUGGCAAAGACGAGAAGGCUGAAGACUCCACGACAGAACCUGCAUACUAAUACGCUCUUUUUACCUUAGUACUUGGUAAUUGGAAUACUUGCACACGUGCGCCCCACUUCCCCGCUCUUCUCUAGCAUAGAAAUGUAGCAUAGGCACACUCUACUCAGCCGCACACACUUAAGAAUAGUCAUAAUGCAUUCUUUGCCCUGCU